UCCCCCAUAGAUGCAUUCGACUCCCAAAAGAAAGAAGGAAUGACAAAACCCCGCUGAACCUCAAAAGGGUUUUAGAUUACGAGAAGAAAGAAAGAGAGUAGAUGAGUGGGGCAGGAGCACCAGAUUUCUUCUACAGAGAGGCUCAACGUCUUGGCUAUGUCGCUCGCUCCGCCUUCAAGCUGCUUCAGAUGCAGAAGCAAUACAAACUGAUAACACCUGGUUCAUCCGUUCUCGACCUCGGCUGCGCCCCUGGUGCUUGGCUUCAGGUGGCUUGCGAGAGUUUGGGUCCGCUCAAAAAUGGUGGGGUGGUUGUGGGCAUUGAUAUCAAGAAGGUAAAGGUUCCUUCUCUUCACUGUGAUGCAAGGGUUCAAACUGUUUCUGCUGAUGUCAUGAACCUCCCCAAAGACAAAGUUAGGGCACUCUCUCCUCAGCAGAGAGGCUUUUCUGUAAUACUCUCAGAUAUGUGUCCCUUGGUUUCCGGAAUCACAACAAGGGAUGCAGCUUUAUCAGUUGAGUUAGGAAUGCGAGCACUUGAUUUGGCUGUUGGUGGGGCUGCAUUACCUAAUCUGGGUGAUGAACUGGAUGGCUCAGCCUCUGAUUCAGAUAAUAACGGUGUACUGAAAGCAGGGGGCCACCUUGUCAUAAAGCUUUUGGAGAGUGAAGAUGUGCAAGAAUUCAGGCGCAUAUGCAAGCCACUCUUCAGAAAGGCAUCCUGGCUGAGGCCUAAAGCUACAAGAUCAUCAUCGAAAGAGAUUUAUUUGAUAUGUCAAGGUUUGCAGUCAAAAGCAAGGGUGUAGAUUUUUUGUUCUAGAUUUGGCUUCUAGCACCAUACGCACGUAGCCAGAAGUAAAAAAUAGCUGGGCAAAUCAUGUUUUGGCAAAGUGGUUCUAUUAUUGUAGGAGGAAAUAUAUAGCACUUUGUAACCUUCAAUACCAUGUUUAUUAAUUUUAUAUGGGAAUAAAUGCAAGAAGCUUGCAAUUCCCAACCAUAACUCACAUGUAAGAAGCCUGCAAUGUCAUUUUGAAUCGUUUCUUGUUAUCA
Molecule: messenger RNA, 1041 nt
Organism: Alnus glutinosa
Lineage: Eukaryota; Viridiplantae; Streptophyta; Magnoliopsida; Fagales; Betulaceae
Exons: 6
Coding region: 102-797 (231 amino acids)
Biological process (GO): RNA methylation
Molecular function (GO): rRNA (uridine-2'-O-ribose)-methyltransferase activity
Source: RefSeq, a predicted model, not a curated record